AUGACAUUUUGGCACAUCAUACAAAAGGGGAAUCAUAAAACGAUUCAUCAUCAUCAUCAUCAUCAUCAUCAUCAUCAUCAUCAUCAUCAUCAUCAUCAUCAUCAUCAUCAUCAUCAUCAUCAUCAUCAUCAUCAUCAUCAUCAUCAUCAUCAUCAUCAUCAUCAUCAUCAUCAUCAUCAUCAUCAUCAUCAUCAUCAUCAUCAUCAUCAUCAUCAUCAUCAUCAUCAUCAUCAUCAUCAUCAUCAUCAUCAUCAUCAUCAUCAUCAUCAUCAUCAUCAUCAUCAUCAUCAUCAUCAUCAUCAUCAUCAUCAUCAUCAUCAUCAUCAUCAUCAUCAUCAUCAUCAUCAUCAUCAUCAUCAUCAUCAUCAUCAUCAUCAUCAUCAUCAUCAUCAUCAUCAUCAUCAUCAUCAUCAUCAUCAUCAUCAUCAUCAUCAUCAUCAUCAUCAUCAUCAUCAUCAUCAUCAUCAUCAUCAUCAUCAUCAUCAUCAUCAUCAUCAUCAUCAUCAUCAUCAUCAUCAUCAUCAUCAUCAUCAUCAUCAUCAUCAUCAUCAUCAUCAUCAUCAUCAUCAUCAUCAUCAUCAUCAUCAUCAUCAUCAUCAUCAUCAUCAUCAUCAUCAUCAUCAUCAUCAUCAUCAUCAUCAUCAUCAUCAUCAUCAUCAUCAUCAUCAUCAUCAUCAUCAUCAUCAUCAUCAUCAUCAUCAUCAUCAUCAUCAUCAUCAUCAUCAUCAUCAUCAUCAUCAUCAUCAUCAUCAUCAUCAUCAUCAUCAUCAUCAUCAUCAUCAUCAUCAUCAUCAUCAUCAUCAUCAUCAUCAUCAUCAUCAUCAUCAUCAUCAUCAUCAUCAUCAUCAUCAUCAUCAUCAUCAUCAUCAUCAUCAUCAUCAUCAUCAUCAUCAUCAUCAUCAUCAUCAUCAUCAUCAUCAUCAUCAUCAUCAUCAUCAUCAUCAUCAUCAUCAUCAUCAUCAUCAUCAUCAUCAUCAUCAUCAUCAUCAUCAUCAUCAUCAUCAUCAUCAUCAUCAUCAUCAUCAUCAUCAUCAUCAUCAUCAUCAUCAUCAUCAUCAUCAUCAUCAUCAUCAUCAUCAUCAUCAUCAUCAUCAUCAUCAUCAUCAUCAUCAUCAUCAUCAUCAUCAUCAUCAUCAUCAUCAUCAUCAUCAUCAUCAUCAUCAUCAUCAUCAUCAUCAUCAUCAUCAUCAUCAUCAUCAUCAUCAUCAUCAUCAUCAUCAUCAUCAUCAUCAUCAUCAUCAUCAUCAUCAUCAUCAUCAUCAUCAUCAUCAUCAUCAUCAUCAUCAUCAUCAUCAUCAUCAUCAUCAUCAUCAUCAUCAUCAUCAUCAUCAUUAA
Messenger RNA from Schistosoma bovis, 1335 nucleotides. Lineage: Eukaryota; Metazoa; Platyhelminthes; Trematoda; Strigeidida; Schistosomatidae. The record is from the annotation of a GenBank genome assembly.